UGUUUUGUCACCAAAGAUGCAGUGUUAGGAAAUUUCCUCAAAGUCUAUAUUAAUCAUUAUUUAGAUGAAUUAGUAAAUAAACGAAGAGCAAGGGACUAACCAGACUUUAUUACAAAUACUUACUUUGAACCUUCCUUUUUUUUUCUUUUUUGGUAUUUAUACAAUAAUAAAUAAAUAAAAGAAUUGACUAAUGCUGCUCCUGAAACUUCCAUGCAUGAAUAUGUUAGCAGCAGCAGUCAGACUUAGUUUUCAUUGCUAUUACAUAUGACCGGUCAAUAAAUAAAACCGUCAGACCAAAAUUACUUUAUUUUAUAGCUUUGCUAGAGUAACUUCAUGUAAAUUAUUUCUUUUAAAUGAGAUAUAUAAUAAGGAUAACUUCUUUUUUUUCCCUUUCAUAAAGCCUUUUUAUUCUGCUUUGUAGAAUGUAUACAGCGGUUAUAUGUAGUUCUGGUUUUUUUUUUUCUUUUUUUUUAAAUAAAUUUUAUAUUUUAACGCUUUUAGAUUAAAUAAAGUUAAAAUAAGAUUUCUGAAACUUUCUUCUAGCUUGCGUUAUAUGUCUGACAGACUUUAAAUAUAUAUAUACAUUAAUUAAAAUAAAAUUAUAAAAGAAUAAGUAAAUAAAUUGAAGUUGAUGUUAAUUUUGCAUAUAUAUUUGAAAAUUAAAGAAAUUAUUAUUAGUGAAAUUAGAAUCCUAAUGUCAUUCGUGGAUGCUUGAAUGAACUCAAAAGGAAAAACCAGAAAAUAAAGUAACCUAUAUAUAAUAAAGGGUUUUCAAUGUCAAUGAUAAAGAAAUUGAUGAUUUGUCAGUUAACCAUCAGAUCAUUAGAUUUUAACGUAUAAGUAAAUCUAGAAGCAUAAAAACGACAUUUACAUGCUUGUAAAAUGUCCAAAUAAAAAGUCGAACCUGAUUAAGGUUGUAUCAUUGGGUACAAGAAACACGAUACAUGGCUAGCGUAAAACAAAGGAAAAAAAUUAAAAAUAAAGAAAAUUCAGGGUACCUUAUACUUGGAAGUUUAAAUUACUUGAUAGAAUGGACUAAAUCAAUCUUCAAUGAUUUUAUUGUAGUAUGCUAAUUAUAUACUUCGCAAUACUUUCUGAGAAUAUACUCUCACAAUCGUAUCUGUAUAUAUAUAUAUAUAUAUAUAUAUAUAUUAUCAUCGCUUUUGCCAACCCAACCCAAGCAACCUUACAAAUAGCAAUUAAUACAUUUAAAGCAUCAGCAUCGUCAACUAAUAUUUAGCUUUUAUUAGUUCUUGGAAAUGAAGCUCAUUGCAUCACCUGCACUUGUGUUUUUGAUUCUGUCUUUAGCUGCUACUUCGGUUCUCAAGUUCUCAUCACCUCUUUUCGUGUUUUCGUUGUUCAACACCAUAAUCUUAGCUAUUGUUGUUGGAAGUUAUAGGCCGUCUGAUGAUGAAGUCGACGGUAGCUGUUAUACUUUCCAGCCUUCAUAUGAAAAUAAAGAAUAUGCAUGUGAUGAUUUUAAGGAUGAAAGUGGUGAUGAUAAUGGUAGUAAUUAUGUGGAUGACGACGACGACGAUGAUCAUAGAAAGGAAGACUGGUUUUCUGAUGGCUACGACGAAGACGAUGACGAUAGUGGCAGUGAUGGUGAGAUUGGUUGGGAAGAUGAUGACAAUGAAGAAACCGAUGGUUCUUUUAGGAGAAGAAUUGAAGACUUCAUUGCCAAGGUUAACAAAGGGUGGAGGGAAGAAUGGUUAACGGAACAUAUUCGUUGUCAACAAUAGGAGCUUGGGUACAUGAUUUUGUUUGAAAAUUUACAAGUCUUUUUCCUCACGUGCAUGUAAAUUAAUGUCUAAAAUUGGUUUUUGUUUCUACAAAUUUUUAUAGGGAAUUCUCUUCCUUAAUUUCCCUUUUUUUUUGUUUGUUUGUUUAGGCAGGCACAUUGAUACGUUCAUAUUAGGCCCAAUCAAAUGUGACGAGCAUCAUGGCUACAUUAGUUACAAUAGUGCAAACUUUUUUCACAUACGUUAAUUCUUUUUUUUUCUUCUUUUUAUGUACUAUGAUGUUCAUGUUCAAUUGUUGAAAAUAAUAAAGGUGGAUUUUAACUGGAAAAAUUUG
Molecule: messenger RNA, 2076 nt
Organism: Ricinus communis (castor bean)
Lineage: Eukaryota; Viridiplantae; Streptophyta; Magnoliopsida; Malpighiales; Euphorbiaceae
Product: aspartate and glycine-rich protein
Exons: 1
Coding region: 1260-1742 (160 amino acids)
Source: RefSeq, a predicted model, not a curated record